CAAUAGUGUCGCGUGGUUCGACGGACAACAGCGUUGACACCCUCCACAAACUUCAAAGCUGCGCGAGAUCACUUUUGCGAUCAAAUGUCCUGAUAGAAAAUUAGGUUUCGCAGCGCGCCAGUCAUGUACAGUACAUGCGAACGAUGGCAAGCUGGAACUUGGCUGGAACUUACCUCCAUCGGCUGGCGCCCAACACCAUCAUUCAUUUCGACAAAUAUAAAUACUUCAAUCCAGCCACCCCGGAAACUUACCAACUUGGUGCAUUUCAUUAACAGGCUGGGUCUCGCCGCGUCAGCACGUGGAUCACUCGAUUGGCACUCCGCUCUCUACUGGAUGUUUAUCGCCGCUGAUUUAAUAAACAGCGGAAUUUGUUAUUCAUGUUAUUGGUAUGACAAGAACCAUCACAUCGUGAUGCUCGACGACCAGCUUAUCAUCUUCGGCAUGAGCAAUAGGACAAGGAUACAACGGCUAUGCAAGCAAGAAACAGGGCGGGUGCAGCAAGGAAGAUACCGAUUGUGGUCCCUUGCUAUUGAGAAUCGUACAUAUCAGCCAGAGUUAUAUCUGUCUAACGUCGGCCUCUCUGUCGAUGAAGCCAACGAAACGCCGAUCGUGAUUCAUGACAGACGUGUUAUUCACGUAUACAGUCAAAGCCCAAGGUCAUACGGCGGGCAGACGGGCAUCGGUGAACCUGCGAACAGACGAAAGUAUGGACACAGCCUAAGACAUAUAAUGAAAUCGGCGAGACCGGUCAGUAUCAUGAGACAGUCCGUGAAGCAGGCUAAAUUCUGCAGUUGAAUGGUGAAGGGACGGUGUCGAAGCUAGAAUAGUCUAUGCAAAACGACGUGAUCCAAUAAUUAUUUCACUUGAUGGCAUGUCGCAUUGCGUACGUCGAGACUCGAGACACAAGCAUCAUUAAUAUUGCGGUUGGGAUCGGGGACUUGGCGGCGAAGUAAAAGAGUGAGAAAAGAAACUCGAAGGUUGCACGAAGGUGCACGAAGUCCUCCUGCCUAUUAUGGAUGCGUGAUGAUAAGGGGAUGCGGCUGUCUGGCACAGAGCGCUGUC
Molecule: messenger RNA, 1062 nt
Organism: Suillus bovinus
Lineage: Eukaryota; Fungi; Basidiomycota; Agaricomycetes; Boletales; Suillaceae
Exons: 5
Coding region: 124-795 (223 amino acids)
Source: RefSeq, a predicted model, not a curated record